This is a messenger RNA of Gasterosteus aculeatus aculeatus (three-spined stickleback), 3090 nucleotides long. Its product is annotated as CCN family member 1. Gene Ontology annotation, cellular component: extracellular region. Gene Ontology annotation, molecular function: heparin binding; integrin binding. NCBI's taxonomy places the organism in Eukaryota, Metazoa, Chordata, Actinopteri, Perciformes, Gasterosteidae. The record is from RefSeq and is a predicted model, not a curated record. Gene Ontology annotation, biological process: cell adhesion; signal transduction; positive regulation of cell migration.
UAUAAAACACGAGCCUCCAACUUUGAUGAUGAAAACACACAAGUGAUGUGAGAGAUUCAAGGACUGUCGUGCGUGUCGGAUUUAAUCUCUGUGGACAACAACUAUUGUUUCUGAGCCGGUGAAGGAUUUAUUUUUCUGUGAUCUCUUUUUUUUGUUUGUUUUUUGUCUAUUUGCUUUUCUUCUAUGGGAAUCCGCUGACAGCAUGGGGAUACUGAUAUUGCUCGCCGUCUUUCAACUGGCGACGUUCGGCUUGGUGACUGCCGGCUGCCCGGUGGUGUGCGAGUGUCCUGCAGGGCCUGCAUCCUGCCCCCCGGGGGUCAGCUCGGUACUGGACGGCUGCGGCUGCUGCAAGGUGUGCGCCGCUCAGCUCAACCAGGAUUGUCACGAGGGACGGCCCUGCGACCACCACCGAGGCCUGGAGUGCAACUACGGCAACGACGUGGGCCACACCCAUGGCAUCUGCAGGGCAAAGGCGGAGGGCCGCUCGUGCGAAUACAACGGGCGGAUUCAUCAAAACGGCGAGAAUUUCAACGCCGGCUGCAAGCACCAGUGCACCUGCAUCGAUGGAGCGGUGGGCUGCGUGCCGCUCUGCCCCAGCCACGUGCCCCUGGCGUCGCCCUCCUGUCCCGCGCCACAUCUAGUCAAGGUGCCGGGGCAGUGCUGCCUCACGAUCGACUGCUACAGGGGCGCCACCGCCGUGACCCCGGUGCACCGCCGGCCCCAGCCACCGGCCUACCUGCCUUACCCCUUCAUUCCAUACCGGGCCUUCCCCUUCCCCAAGCCGUACCCCAAACACUACGGGAAGCUGUACCCCUACAAACCCAAAAGGGAGAAGGACGUCCUGGGCAACGAGCUGGUGGAGGCUGGCCGCAAGCGGGAUAAGCCGCGCGGAAACAAGCACCUGGCGGUCUGGAGAAAGGUGGGAGAUCAGUGCGUGGUUCAGACUACUUCCUGGUCCCAGUGUUCUCGGAGCUGUGGGAUGGGCGUGUCCUCUCGUGUAACCAAUGACAACGCCCGUUGUAAGCUGAUCAAAGAGACGCGUCUGUGCAACGUUCGGCCCUGCAGCUCCAUGUCCAUCCCCGUCAAGAAAGGACGGAAGUGCUCCCGCACCCACAAGGCCCCCGAACCUCACCGCCUGUCCUACGCAGGUUGCAGGAGCACCCGCCUCUACAGGCCCAACUACUGCGGCGUGUGCAGGGACGGCCGCUGCUGCUCGCCGCGGCGCACGCGCACCGCCGGCGUGGCCUUCGCCUGCCCCGACGGCGAGCGCUUCAGCCGGUCGGUGAUGUUCAUCCAGUCCUGCAAGUGCAGCGACGAGUGCAACCACCUCAACGAGGCCGCCAUGCCCCCUCAGCAGUGGCUCUACGGAGACACGCACAAGUUCAUCGACUAGCGGCGGCGCCGCAACCUCCCAGCCUGACCGACAUUCCCUCACCAAAAGACAAUCAACCCCCCCCCCCCGUAGUGGCCCCCAGUAUAGAAUAGCUGUCCAUAGUGUAUCUAUAAGUAGACGCAAGCGAGGUGAACAAGUCGAAUCCUCUUUUCUUUGACGUUAUUUCGGGGAGGAGGAAUUGUGGCUUUAGUGUAGAUAAAGAGUCGUUUCUGGCCAGACUGACUAGAGACUUCAUGCCAAACGUGGACACAAACCAGUCCUAAACCAAACCAGCCGCCAUGUUGCUGCCGUGCACCAGAAAUGUCCCCUGAACUGAGACUUUUUGUCGGGGACUGCACUCCCAACAACGCAGUAUUGCCAAACCAAAGGAAGGCUCCGGGAGAAGACCUGACGGGGGGAAACUGGGCCGGACAAAAGUGCAGGAGCGUCUCUGAUGUGUCUCCCGGAGCGCAGCGUGUGUCUUUUUAUGGUAUUUAUUUACUGGUAUUUAUUGUUAAGACGGACGAGCCAAGCUGCUAUGUUGGGAGCGUGGAUGGUGUCCAGGAGAGGGACAAAACAGCUGAGCGCUGUCAGCACAGAUCCGUGGCUCAAGGGUCACAGCGGAGGUCACAGCGGUCAGAAAGCUGUUUGUUAGGAUCCACGAUGAAGGCCGCCGUAGGGAAGAAGGUGUGUACUCUGAGAAGACCGCGUCGAACCUGAUGGAUCGAGUCACUGUCCGCAUUAGGGGGGAAUAUGGUGAUGGAGGUCGUUUACCCAGCUGGACUCGCCACGCCGCCGCCAGAAAGCGAGACAUUUAGCAGAACAAGCCGGGGAUUUCUGCCAAAUUACAAUCCUGAUUGUGGACGGCGACAUGCGAGGGAACAUCGGCCGCGCUUUGGUUUCGCUGUAAAAGACAUUAUGAAAAUGGCGUGCCAGGAGGUAAUUUGUGUCAGGGCCUUUAAUCAAGCAGCUCAGUAACUUAACGAUGACUAAAGUGCUCUUCGUGUUUAUAGUGGCUAUUUUGAGGAACGCGUCAACUGUCAGAAGAGCUUUACGUGGCCACGGCUAUCCAACGUCAAGAGACCCGUUCCAAUGGACAUUUCAGAGGAAGGGAAAUCAUGUAUUAUUCGUUUUUCUGUCCUUUUAGACUGAAGAACCCAUGCAGCUCACUCAACUAGGACUGAGGUUCAAGUUGGCACACCUUACCACAGCCUGGAUUCAAGACCUUUGACCUCAUGGAAAGGCAACAAAGGGAUUAGUUUCUUUACUGAAUACAUAUUAAAUGAGUAAUUCCAAAUCUUUUGAUGGUUUUUAUCAUUGCAACAGUUUUUGUUUGCCAUAAUUGGCUUUAUCAGUUUGCUGUGUAACUGGAAAAUGUUUGCAUUGCCUACCUUUUUUAAAACCAAGUUUGUAAAGUGUUUUAGCAUUGCUAUUGUCCUUUGUAGAUGCUGUGGUUUUGGUAUCGUGUGCCUAGUUUUGUUACAGGACACUAUGGAGCAGCUAUGUACAGAUCAUUACUCUUUGUAGUUCCACCUGUCGUGUAAGGGCCAAACCUUUAAGUUAAACUGUAGUCCAUGUAUAGUUUAGCACUGAACAAGUGUGGUUCAGAUCCUUUGAGCGUUAAAAGUGCCCAUUUUAAAGCAUGAUUGUAUGUAGCAUGUAACACCAUCUGCGAUAAAGUCAUGCUUUCUAAAGUCUCAUUAAACAAAUUGAAAGAA